AUGCCAUCAACCACAAACACAACCACAACCACAACCCCGGGAAACCCGGGCCCCCCACCAGCCCCAACAACUGAUCCUGCUACUGCUGCAGCAACAAGUGCUACAACAACAACACCAACAACCCUCCUCUGGGCCUAUGAACUCCGCCGCGAGAACAUCGAGCUCGCCGCCCGCCUCGCCGCCGCGGAGGCCACUAUCGCUGCCUUGCAGUACCAGCUGAAGGAUGUGCGGGAGGAGUUGCAGGUCCAGGUCCAGAAAGUCUGUGCUCUGAAGGAGAGGGAGUGGGAGGAGAUGGAAAGGCGGGUGCAGGGGGUGGAGGAUUCGGUGAGGGGCGAGGUUGCAGUGCUGGCGGGGUUGGUGGAGGGGGUGCAGGGUAGGGUUGCGGGGUUGAUGGCGAGAAGAGAGGGGGGUCUGGGUGGGGAGGUAGGGCGGGAGGAUGAUGGUUAUGGGGAGGAGGAGGUGCUGGUGCCGGAUUCGAUGUCUGCUGGGGCUGCUGGGGCUGGUGGUGGUGGUGGUUUGGGGUAUAUGGAUGGGGUUGGUGUGAGCGGGGGGUUGCGGUUGGGGAUGGGGAGAGGGGGUGGGUUGUCUUCGACGGUUGAGGGGGAGAGUGAGAGUACUUCGUGGGAGAGUGGGAGUUUGGAUUGUGGUGGUGCUGGUGAUGGUGCUGGUGGUCGUGGUGAUGGCUCUGUGGUGAUGGCUGCUGGGAUGGCUUCACGGAUGAGGGGGGAGGUUUGUAAGGUUGCUUCUGCUGCUGCUGCUGCUUUGCAGAAUGAUGCAGACGGGGCUUUUGGUGGUGGUUCCGGACGCAAGAUCAAUAGUCAAAGUGUCAGGGACUGGGUUGAGGUGUUGGAGAAUCGGGGGAUCGUGCGCAAGAGGAAGAGGGCGAGGCGGUUCAUACCGAUUGUUCCGGCUGAUGAGGAGGAUGUUCUCAUUGCGAGGGCGAUGAUGGUUGGUCAUUGA
Molecule: messenger RNA, 960 nt
Organism: Aspergillus aculeatinus CBS 121060
Lineage: Eukaryota; Fungi; Ascomycota; Eurotiomycetes; Eurotiales; Aspergillaceae
Exons: 1
Coding region: 1-960 (319 amino acids)
Source: RefSeq, a predicted model, not a curated record